Capronia epimyces CBS 606.96 is the source of this 1365-nucleotide messenger RNA. RefSeq names its product oxidoreductase. The transcript has a single exon. The record is from RefSeq and is a predicted model, not a curated record. NCBI's taxonomy places the organism in Eukaryota, Fungi, Ascomycota, Eurotiomycetes, Chaetothyriales, Herpotrichiellaceae. Gene Ontology annotation, molecular function: oxidoreductase activity; zinc ion binding. Bases 1 to 1365 code for a protein of 454 amino acids.
AUGGCGCUCUCCCAAGCAGCCGCCCUCGUCGAGAAGAUCAUCGGCCAUGGAGGCGAGGCCGCCACCGAGCAGAAUCUCUCGAAUCCAGCCAACGAUCCGGCCAAGUAUGCUGACCCGUCGGGCGAGAAGAUGAAGGCUCUCGUGUGGAACGGCAAGAACUCGGUCAAGGUGAUCGAGACGUUCAAACCGGCCAAGAUUGAGCCGACCGACGUGAUUGUCAAAGUGACCGGCUCGACCGUUUGUGGCUCCGACCUGCACCUGUAUCACGGCUCCAUCGUCGAACUGCAGAAGGGCGACAUCCUGGGCCACGAGUUCUGCGGCGUGGUCGAGAGCGUGGGGCCGAGCAUCAGCAAAGUCCGGCCCGGCGACCGGGUGGUGUGCAGCUUCCAGAUCGCCUGUGGCAACUGCAUGUACUGCAAUCGCAAGCUCAGCAGCCAGUGCGAAAAGACCAACGACAACACCAUCGAGAACAUCAUGUACGGCGGCCGCACCGCCGGCAUGCUGGGCUACUCGCACUUCACCGGUGGCUUUGCCGGCGGCCAGGCCGAGUAUGUGCGAGUGGCUUUUGGCGACGUCAACCUGCUCAAGCUGCCGGACGACGUGCCGGACGAGAAGGGUCUGUACCUGUCCGAUGUGCUGGCCACGUCGUGGAACGCCGUCGUCGACACGGGCGUGAAGGACGGUGACGUGGUGGCGAUUUGGGGCGCGGGACCCAUUGGCCAGAUGUGCGCCGACAUGGCCUUCAUUAACGGCGCCAAACGCGUCAUCCUGAUCGACGGCGGCCCCGGCGCAUGGCGACUCGACUAUGUCAAGUCGAAACUGCCCCAGCUCGAAACCAUCAACUUCACCGACCUGCCCAAGGGCGAGAGCGUCACGUCGACCCUGAAAAAGAUGGAGCAUGGCGGCCCGGACGUGGCGAUCGAGUGUGUAGCCGGCGAAUAUGCCAAAGGCUGGGCCCAUUACUUUGAGCUGAUGCUGGGCGCCGAGACGGACACGUCGGAGAUUGUCAACGAGAUGAUCACCUCGGUCAAGAACUUUGGCCGCUGUGGGAUCACGGGCGUCUACGCCGGCUUCACCAACCACUUUAACAUUGGGUCGCUCAUGGAACGCGGCAUUCGGCUGAUCGGCAAUGGCCAGGCCCCUGUCCAUCUCUACUGGGAAGAUUUGCUCAAGAAGAUCCAAGAUGGAACCCUCGAUCCUCUGCGUAUGGUCAGCCACCGGGUGCUGCUGGACGAGUUGGAGGAGGUUUACCAUCGCUACGAUGCCCGCGAAAAUGGAAUGCAGAAGGUCUUUGUGCAGACCAAGUUCAGCGGUCCGCCGUCACCGGGUACGCCGCAAUUGACCAAGUAUGGAACGGCCGAGUAG